GCGACCGUGGGCAGAGGUUUUUGAGUCUGUAUGUGCUUAGCCUGAAGCCGUAGCUGUCUCCUACGCUGGUGGUGCCAGGAGGCCCGCCGGGAUGCAGUGGGCCUUGGGCCGGCGGUGGGCAUGGAUCGCCCUAUUUCUGGCUGCCGUCGCGGUGCUGACCCAGGCCGUUUGGCUAUGGCUGGGUACGCAGAGCUUCGUCUUCCAGCGAGAAGAGAUAGCGCAGCUUGCUCGACAGUACGCUGGACUGGACCAUGAGCUGGCCUUCUCUCGGCUGAUCGUGGAGCUGCGGAGGCUGCACCCAGGCCAUGUGCUGCCGGAUGAGGAGCUGCAGUGGGUGUUUGUGAACGCGGGCGGCUGGAUGGGCGCCAUGUGUCUUUUGCACGCCUCGCUGUCUGAGUACGUGCUGCUCUUCGGCACCGCCCUGGGCUCCCGUGGCCAUUCGGGGCGAUACUGGGCUGAGAUUUCUGACACCAUCAUCUCUGGCACCUUCCACCAGUGGAGAGAGGGCACCACGAAAAGUGAGGUCUUCUACCCAGGAGAGACAGUUGUGCACGGCCCUGGAGAGGCAACGGCUGUGGAGUGGGGACCAAACACAUGGAUGGUGGAGUACGGCCGGGGUGUCAUCCCGUCCACGUUGGCGUUUGCCCUGGCUGACACUGUCUUCAGCACCCAGGACUUCCUCACUCUCUUCUAUACCCUUCGCUCCUACGCUCGGGGCCUCCGGCUUGAGCUCACCACCUACCUCUUUGGCCAAGACCCCUGACCAGCCAGGACUGAGGAAGACCUGUGGAUGGACAGGAGCGGGCAGGACCACACUCAUCUACUUGCUGGAACUCAUGUGCACCGACAGCAGCAUAUACCACACAUAUUAAGUUCCUGCUGUAUGAGGAAGGACAUACAUAGUUAUAUAUCCAGAUACAGCUCUUUGGGAGCAAAUGAGACGCAUAGAGAUGCUAAGAUUUGUAUGUACUGUAAGGUCAUGCACUCCCAUCCAUCCAGAGAGGGUCCCU
Molecule: messenger RNA, 1010 nt
Organism: Microtus ochrogaster (prairie vole)
Lineage: Eukaryota; Metazoa; Chordata; Mammalia; Rodentia; Cricetidae
Gene: Sigmar1
Product: sigma receptor chaperone 1
Cellular component (GO): endoplasmic reticulum
Source: RefSeq, a predicted model, not a curated record